AUGGACCGAACCAUAACAACCAAGCCCAGUCCUCAGGCCCAUUUGACCGAAGUAAAUCCGUUGGACCCUCAGGCUCUUGGGGAUGCUUUUCAGGUUCUAAAUGUCCAAGAAUCUGAUGAUUGGGAUGAUCCAUGGGAUAUGGACACUGGAGCUACCAAUCAUGUCACGGGGGACCAAGGUUGGGAAUGUACUCUUAGUGAUACCUCUUUAUUCGUCUACAAGCGUGGUACUGAAAUGGCAUAUCUUCUGUUAUAUGUGGACGAUAUCAUACUUACAGCUUCUAAUGACAACUUGCUUCGUCACAUCAUUACUUCACUUUCCAAAGAAUUUGCUAUGAUGGACCUAGGCUCUUUACAUCAGUUUUUGGGAAUCAAUGUUACUCGUAAACAAGAUGGCUUAUUCCUUUCACAGGAACACUACACACAUGACAUCAUUGCUCGAGCUAAUAUGACUAAUUGUAAGCCUUGUGCAACCCCUGUGGAUACGUCUUCCAAGUUAAGUGCUUCAUCAGGUCCUUCUAUUUCAGAUAGUUCUUUAUACCGCAGUCUAGCUGGUGCACUGCAAUAUCUCACUUUUACACGCCCUGACAUAACCUACGCGGUCCAACAGGUUUGCCUUUUCAUGCACGAUCCUUGUGAACAUCAUUUUCAGUUUUUGAAGCGUAUAUUACGUUAUUUAAAAGGCACGAGUGAUCAAGGUUUGCUUAUUCGUCCCUCCAAGUCUUGUGCACUUACUGCCUAUUCAGAUGCAGACUGGGGGGUUGCCCGGACUCCAGGAGAUCCACAUCGGGCUAUUGUGUUUUUCUUGGAGAUAACAUUGUCUCAUGGUCCUCUAAGCGGCAAGCUACUAUUUCUCGAUCUAGUGCUGAAGCAGAAUACCGCGGUGUAG
Molecule: messenger RNA, 888 nt
Organism: Helianthus annuus (common sunflower)
Lineage: Eukaryota; Viridiplantae; Streptophyta; Magnoliopsida; Asterales; Asteraceae
Exons: 3
Coding region: 1-888 (295 amino acids)
Source: RefSeq, a predicted model, not a curated record